AUGGCUCAACAACCCGAUUACACAUUUGAUAAUGACACGCUGCUCAGGAGCAAAGGCACCGCCACGCAUAAAAGCGGGCUGAAGUGUGCAGCACAACGUAUGCCCGCAGAAACGGUCACUAAACCCUUCAAAUGGCCAGCAGAGUUCCCUUUUGGAGUCAAAGUCCAGGACGACGAUCAUAUCCAGUAUAUGGAGGUGCUCUCGCCCAUAGUCGACAGGCCAUUACUUCAGUGGACCAAAGUGUUUCACGGCAUCAAGGGACUCGGCGAAAACCCGGCUUACGCGGCUCCCGAGCAACUCGAACACGCUCUGAACCAGAGCCACAUGCUUAUCCCCGACGCAUCUGAGAAAGGGUGUGUUUGGUCGCUCGGCCUGAUGGCUUUGGCCCUCUAUAGCUCUGGCCAGGGGAUCCAGAAGCCUAGCACACCUGUGAACCGCCAAAUGGUCAUCAGAUUUAUGGACAACAUAAAAACGCGCUUUAUUGCCUGCUACCAACUCGCAGCGGAACCCCAACCAGACGCGAAGCGCCUGUUAGACCUCAUUGGGAAGAUGAUACAGGCUAAUCACACGGAUCAAUCCGGCAACAUUACCGGCAACGACCGAAUCUCGCUCGAACAGUGCGCAGAGGAGGCUCGGGCCGGCCUUCACUGUGUUGAAGAGACGGAAAAGAUCAUCCAAAGACAGAAGGAGGAUUUAAUCAAGCACAAGGAUGAUAAAGUAGCUCACGAAAAAGCGCAGACUGCACUCAACGGGAUGACUGCCUGGCUGUCAGCGCCGGUGCUAAAGGGCGAUCAGUGGAAAGGGGUUCAGGGGCGAGCCCCUGAACGCUUCAUCAAGCACUAUGAGCAUGGGUACGCCGACGAGACCAUCGCGGACAUCAUCCAGAAGAUGUGUCCCUAUGGGGUGUUCAGCAAGAGAUACGAAGGCAUAGGCAUGGGCUUGAAAGAGAGGCAGAUGCUCGGUUACCGGAACGACUCGUAUGACGGCAUGGGCGGACGAGACUUGAUGGCGGCUGCAGCGAGUCUGUAUCAAGUGACUGACCGGGCAUACAUCGCCAGUCGCAUUAGGCAAGUCCAGACAUAUGCACAGAAGCUUCUUGCCGACGACACACUUCCCAAUGUCGUCAUCACCCGCGGCAAGACCAUGAGACUCCGCUACUUUUCCGCCGGCCUGAGGCCCGUCCUGGUGUUCCUUGACAACCCGGACGCAACUGCUAGGGAUGAGCUGAUGUGCGCCCUCGCGCUGGCAACGGGCGGCUGGGGCCAGACCCGCACCCGAGCUCCGUCGCCCUCAUCAUCAUGGACCUCGGGCGUCGGGAACGACCGCUCCCUUAUCGAGUUCUCCGUGUCCAUCCCCCAAACGCCCGCGGCAGCAGCCGAGCUGCGCUUCCUGACCGAGGCCCAGCCCCCCAAAACUCACCUCACCCGCCACUUGUUCCUCAACCCGGACAGUCCACCCGAGACUAUUCAACUCACCACCUGGCACAGUUGCGCUUGGUCCACCAAAAAGAGCCGGCUCCAAUGGAAGAUCUACCUCGACCCCCGCGCCGCUGGUGAAGCCGUGGCGACCACACGCGAAGCGUUCCGGUUGCUGGGGCUCGAGGCCGGUUGGCGGCUGAUGGAGAGUAUCCUGAUGCCUCCUCCUCCUGCUACAGGGACUAAGCCUAGUAGUGGUGGUGGUAUUGGUAACUCCAUCAUUUACUUUUCUUUGGAUCUCCCGGAUGACGACAAAGACGACGAAGCACGACGAGGACGACGAAGCACGACAAGGAUGACGAAGCACGACAAGGAUGACGAAGCACGUGUCAAGGUGGUCGCGCAGAAGCACGCGCGUUUCUGUCCCGACGCAGACGCCUACGAGGUUCAGCGGUUCUUGAUGGCCAUGGCGGCCGCGGCCGCAGCGGUAGUGGUGUAA
Molecule: messenger RNA, 1914 nt
Organism: Lasiosphaeria miniovina
Lineage: Eukaryota; Fungi; Ascomycota; Sordariomycetes; Sordariales; Lasiosphaeriaceae
Exons: 8
Coding region: 1-1914 (637 amino acids)
Source: RefSeq, a predicted model, not a curated record